This is a messenger RNA of Macrosteles quadrilineatus (aster leafhopper), 2460 nucleotides long. RefSeq names its product transcription factor GATA-4-like. Gene Ontology annotation, molecular function: zinc ion binding; RNA polymerase II cis-regulatory region sequence-specific DNA binding; DNA-binding transcription factor activity, RNA polymerase II-specific. NCBI's taxonomy places the organism in Eukaryota, Metazoa, Arthropoda, Insecta, Hemiptera, Cicadellidae. The record is from RefSeq and is a predicted model, not a curated record. The transcript is spliced from 9 exons. Gene Ontology annotation, biological process: positive regulation of transcription by RNA polymerase II; negative regulation of transcription by RNA polymerase II; cell fate commitment. Bases 275 to 2029 code for a protein of 584 amino acids.
UCUCACCUUAUCUUGCGGUUGAUAAGAUUACUUAUAGUGUCUUUACGUGGAGUGAUAACGGGUUUUAUCUAAUAAUUUCAUAUCACCUCCCUCAAUUAAACCAUUAUCAAAAUAAACAAUGCGUUUUCGCCGGUCCGUGUUGUGACGCAGGUGUUUUUACUGCUGGAUUCAAGGAUUUCGGUAAAGCUCAAUCAACAAGUGUUGGAGAGUUGUCUAACUGAUUCAUCAACCCCAGAAGGGGAACGUGAAGGAUAACAGAAUUGCCAUUGAAAAGAUGAGGCAAUCUACAGAGCUGGACAUGACCGGAAGCGCCGCGGUGGGGGAAGACCUGGCGGCGCGGGACGAGGACCGAGCUGCAGCCGACACUAUAGACCAGCUGAACAGCCAUCGCAGUCCCGACAGCGCAUGCGCAGAGGACAGCCAACCAGCGCCGGUGUACACUCACAGCAGACCUGCCAGCGCGGGCGGUGAAUACGUCCAGGACUACCGCGAUGACGUUUGUGACCUCCGCGUAACCGACGAGGGAAUGCACCGUGCAGCCUACCGCGAGGACGACAUGAUCUACCGCCAGUACCACCCUCAAUACGACAUGUUCCCCCAUGAGUACCACCAGAACAUGCAGCAGUACGAGAUGAAGAAGGACGAGAACGAGGACCACUACGAGGACAUACUCGAGUUGGGGGAUAAACGAAGAAAAUUGGACGUUUGUAGCAAUACGUCGGGUAGAUCUUCCGAACUGGACCACACCACCCCGCCUGUGUUAGAGUACCCGGACAACAAAGAGGGAUUGUUGGACUUGCAUCUGCCUCACAGAGAGAUGCCGAGUAAUAGCUUUGUACAUUUGACCGCCGCGCUGCACUCGCCGAGCUCCACCGGGGAUGCUGAGGAAGCUGGUGAGAUCUACCAAGGAGGUGACGCGCUGCAUAGAUUACAACCCUACCCGCAUCAGCACGAGGUUAUCCAGCACUCCAACAACUACCAGCAAUCCGGAAUGUACCCUUGCAGCAGCGCUGGCUACAGCAACCCCUCACUACAGUUGCAGUCUUCCUCGUACUUCCAGGGUUCGAGUCCUUCCAGCCCGCAGACUAUGUGGAAUCCUCAGCAACCUGGAGCAGAGGAGUAUUCUCCUCCGGCCAAGUACCCUCCCAACUCCGCCGCGUCGUCCUCCCUGCCUGCCUUCAAGACGCAUAGGUACACUCCCUACGGUAUAACAGGACGUCCCACGACCUCCUACCCGGCCCGCACCCCUGCCUACCUGACCAGUGCCCCCAGCGAGUCCUGGACCCCUCAGUACAGCGGAUCUCCUGAUGGUCAAUAUGGAAGCAGCGCACCUUCUCGUCCUACAUUGCCCCCUCAUGGCUUCAGUGCUGCUUCCCAGCUCAGUGCGAUUGAAGACGUCGAGUACUACAGUGAAGGUAGAGAAUGUGUCAACUGCGGCGCCAUCUCCACUCCUCUGUGGCGCCGCGACGGCACCGGACACUACCUGUGUAACGCCUGCGGACUCUAUCACAAGAUGAACGGCAUGAACCGUCCUCUGGUGCGCCAACCACGCCGGCUGUCCGCCUCUCGUCGUGUCGGACUGACUUGCAGUAACUGCAGCACGAGCGCCACAUCACUUUGGAGACGUAACACCUUGGGUGAACCUGUUUGUAAUGCUUGCGGUCUGUACUACAAACUGCACGGUGUAAACCGACCUCUAACUAUGAAGAAGGAUAGUAUACAGACCAGAAAACGAAAACCGAAAGGAAGUAUGAAGACGUCGGAACCUCCAAAACAACGCGUCAAGUUGGAGCAUGAAGAGAGUUACAAUCAAGAAUGCCGCACGGGAACUUCAGUGCUGAACCAUUCAGCUCUGGCAUAUAGCAGCCUGUAUGGAAACACAGGGGCCGGCUCGGUGGGACAAUACUACGACAUGCCCAUCACGAAGAACGAAGGAAACGACAUCCACGCAGAAAACCAACAACCUCACAUAGUCAGUUUGGCCAGCACCAAGGCGGAGCGGCCUAGUGUUGUAUCCAUCGUCUCGUAAAGAACACAAAGCGUAGCUUGAGAGAUGUUCAAACAUUUCACCCGAUCUUGAAAUAUGACUUGAUAAACACAAAGUCAUUAAAUAAUUAUAUAUUAAAUUAUAUAUGUUCUCUUAUAACAUCUCUACAAGAAAAUGGAUCUCUUAGAGGUAAUAAUAGUCUUGUGGGAUGAUGAUAGAAGUCUUCAGACGUAAACCUCUUUCGAGAUUUUAGGAUUGGGUGAAAGGGUUUUACACCAGAUUUUAUUUAGAGAUAAAAAUAUCUCUAACCCACAAAGUGAUUGCUUGUUUUUUACUUAAUGCUUAUAGAUUUAUGUCUAUAAAACUAUAAAUUAAAUGUACGAAUAUUGUACAAUUUCUUAUUUAGCUUUCAAUUGUGUUUGACUAUAGAUUUCAUGAGAAAGAAAUUGGUUAAACAUCCAUACAUUAACUAA